GGAAGCAUCUCGACUUCAUUCACCCCGGAGAUCACAGGACCACUGGGAGCUGACAGCACAAUCCUCCGUACUACAAAGUGGAUUUUUCUCUUGUGUCGUUUGCUAAUACAGCCUCCCUUUCACACUUUGAAGAGUCUAACAGAUAUAAAUGGUGAUCCCACCCUAAAUACCAAGACUUCCAACGGACCAUACGGAGGACAAAUCGGGGGAUUUCAUUGAAUGUGUGGAUGUAAGAAGAAAAAAGACGUUUCAUUGAUACCUUCAUCACCUGCUCUCCACGGGAGCAAUAGAAACUGAGCGACUAAACGAUAGUCGAAUUUGUGUGCCAUGCUUUAAACUGGUGGUUCUGAAACCCUGAGACUCGUUUUUUCCGUCUCUGGCUGGACACUCAUCAUUUUUGUAAAAUCCGCCCUCGAUCAUUCGCAGCUGUCUAUUCUGGAUGCAAGGAAAUUCUUAGAAUAUUAUCAUUAUUAUCGAUUAUUACCUCUCUACGUUCUGUCGGGAUCUAACAGAUAAUCAGAUGUUUUGUACGCGCAUAUACUGAAGUUGUGGAGGUGGCCUAUUCUCCUGAGGGAUGGUUCAAGGCUCUCGACAACAGGGAGCGACAGCCCGGCUCCUCCAGUGGACCUUCACCCCCUUCUGGUGCCUAUGCAGUGGAUCUGAGAGGAGAUGAAAGCCGCAGUCUACCACCUCCUCGCCUGCUAUCUCUGCCUGUUACGCACCGGUGCUGAGGAGUUUCCUCUCCCUCGGGAGCUCCUGGAGCGACUUUCCCGGAGCGAAAUCCGCAGCAUCAGCGACCUCCAGCGGUUACUAGACAUAGACUCCGUAGAGAACGAGGUGAUCGCAGAGAAAAAACGAGGCUAUCACAAGGACUUUUCUCACGACUACUCUGAUCAGAAAAAAGUGCAGGCACACACACGGCAGAGGAGGAGCAUUGUGGUGGAAGAGGCUCUGCCUGCGGUGUGCAAAGUGCGCACGACGAUUUAUGAAAUCCCCAGGAGCCAGGUGGAUCCCACUUCGGCCAACUUCCUCAUCUGGCCCCCCUGCGUUGAGGUGAAGCGUUGCACCGGCUGCUGCAACACCAGCAACAUGAGGUGCCAGGCAGCUCGCAAACACCACCGCACCGUCAAGGUGGCGAAAGUGGAGUACGUGCGGAGACGGCCAAAACUCCGGGAGGUGCAGGUGAGGCUGGAAGAUCACCUGGAGUGCAUGUGCACCAACAAACGUCACAUCAGCCCCAACUCCGACACAGACAACGGCAUCAGGUGAGGAGGUACACGGAUGAAGGGGUGGAGGAAAGAAUGAAGACAAAGACCUGGGGAGAAAAAGGACUGCCUGAAAUUUCUUCACCAGCUGCUAUUAAGAGACAGGUUUUACGGAGCACCUGCUGCCACAGGAUUUGUGAGGCUCGAUGGAUGAAAACUGAUUCACGCAGAUCUCAAGUGUGCAUCGAGGUGCUUGCUGAAAAAGCAAAGCAUCAAACUUCCAGAACCAUAUGUUAAUCCCAAACCGGCAGGCGACUCUACGAUGGGAAUGAAAAGGAUUUAGAGGAUAAAAAAAGACACCAUAUUGGCAAUUCUGUCGUGGAUUCAGUGACAUCACAGAACUUAUUGUCCGCAUCCUGCUCCUUCACCAUCUGUGAACCUCUCAGAGACUCAGAUUAUGUACUGGAUGGAAUAAAUUCAAGAGACAGUGACUGGGAUUAGGUUUUGUACUCAAAGAUUUCCUUUUCCUCAGUAAAACACUCACACGCACACGCAUGUAUAUCUUCUUAUUUUUAUAACCUUGCAUUUUGUAUUGCUGUCUGUUUCUACUUUGGGUAUGCUAUUUUGCAUUAAGAGUGAUGGGAGAGCUGUCCCUCUGGCAUGGUACUAACACAAAUAAAAUAUUUAUACCAAACUCUUUUCAAUGUCGAUCAAAAGAAAGCCCUUAACUAACAGGUCUGUCGCAAUAUUCUUUCAGAGGGAGACUUUAAAACAAAAAAUGAAUGUGAACUGAAAAGAUGUUAGAUAACACUGAAACAGGAGCCCUCCUUGUUUUUGACACGGACCAAGUGCCUUCCUAAAUUGGACGGAAGGAGACAGUUAUGGUUGAAAAGCUGUAAAAGGGAAAAUCAUUAGCUAAUAAGUGAUAUUAUGUUUUUCGAAAUUCAAGUUGAGGAAGUUAUUUUGUUAAAGGCAAAUACUUCACAUCCUGACUCACUAGCUGUUAACAGAUCGGAAGAGAAAGCUAAUUUAAAUUGAAGCUUUGCGAUUUCCUUGCAUGCUCACUUAGCGCUCACACUCUGACAUUUGCUUAAUGGAAACUGUGCUUCAUUGACUUAUUUACCCUGGAAGUGUAGUCUUACAAAACAUGUAUGUUUAAAAUGCAAUAUUUUGUCAUAGGAGGAUGUUACUGCUUUGGGAUGAUUAAAAAUAACACCUGGAUCUGAGCAGUGUAAGUAUUCAUGUGGGACCACAGUCAUUAAAAGUAGAUUUCUGUGAGCUUAUGA
Molecule: messenger RNA, 2491 nt
Organism: Menidia menidia (Atlantic silverside)
Lineage: Eukaryota; Metazoa; Chordata; Actinopteri; Atheriniformes; Atherinopsidae
Source: the annotation of a GenBank genome assembly